This is a messenger RNA of Lactuca saligna, 1717 nucleotides long. The record is from the annotation of a GenBank genome assembly. Lineage: Eukaryota; Viridiplantae; Streptophyta; Magnoliopsida; Asterales; Asteraceae.
GCUUUUUGUGCCCGUUUCUUAUGCUGAUCGGGUAAGGGAAAGGAACGAGAGGAAGCAGACAACGAAGAGAGGGUAAAGAGGCACGAGGGCAGCGACUGAUCGAUCCAUCGUGAGGAGGAUCGCCGUCUCCGGGGCUUGACGAGGCCGAAGCAUCGCAGACGUGAAGAAGCAGCGAAGGUUCGAUCGUUCUCCUCCGGCUGUGAGGUGCGAAGGAAGGAGGUCCGAAAGGGAAUCCGGGCGUCGCAAGCAGCGGUAGCAGCAAGAGGAGACCCUCGAAGCUUUGUGGUCGAUGGGAACAGCAGAGAAAGCAAACGAUGGGAAAGGGGAUCUCUGGAGAGGUGUGGCGAGCAGCAGCGGUGACGAAGGCGAGGUCUUCGGUGGGGCUUGAUCGACGGAAGAAUAAGACGAAGGUGCGAGGGUUGGUUCGUCGGUCUCAAUGGGUGCUGCGAUGAGGCCAUUUGCGAUCCGUGGUUACAGGAAAAGGGCGAAGUACAAUCGGGGCUGUUGUUUGUCGAAGAAAGAAGGGAGGGGGAAGAGGAGCGAGACCCAGCCGGUGGAGUCCCUCUUCUCCAACAGUCUUAGACGAGAUCCGACGACUCACCAAGACUUCCCAGCGGUGUCACUGACAAUUCCCGCCGCAAUUAAAACCCUUAUGUCGAUGCUCCGCUGUCCAUCACCGGAAGCCAACGAAGCUGCCCUGCUCGCCCUUCUUAAGCUCGUUGUUAUGGACGAAACUUUAGAGAUGGCAGAAGAAUGCUCAGACGGAGAUGACGAUAAAACCAUAAUUUGUAAGAUCAGAAAACGGGUGUUGAAGAAGAUGACAAUGUUUCGAUCAAUUGUCCAAGAAUGGGGGUUUGAACUUCCAACAGGGAAUAUUUCAGAUCGUGCAAUGAUCAAAUAUACAGAUUUUUUGCUGGCAACAGCAUCUGGAAAAGCAGUAGGAGAGAGAUUCCCUGGUAAGCUCGCAACUCCAUUUAAGAAAACUAAGCUUUCUGCUUAUGCCCUUGCUGCCAUGGUCGAGAGUGCUGUUGUUUCCGAGGAAUCAUUUGAUGCAACGAGGUGGAUAGAUAGACACUUAAUUCGUUUAUGUUCCAAAUUUGGGGACUAUAGAAAAGACGACCCUUCUUCAUUUUCUUUAAACCCUGGUUUCUCAUUGCUCCCUCAAUUCAUGUUCAAUAUUCGAAGAUCACAGUUUGUUCAGGUGUUUAAUGAUAGUGUAGAUGAAACUGCUUAUUUUCGAAUGAUGUUAAACAGAGAAAGCAUAUCAAAUGCAACUGUGAUGAUUCAGCCUUCAUUAAUUUCAUAUUCAUUUAACUCUUUUCCUUCUCCUACAUUGCUUGAUGUGGCAUCAAUUUCAGCUGGCAGAAUCUUGUUGUUAGACUCUUAUUUUAGUGUAGUUGUUUUUCACGGCAUGACAAUUUCUCAAAGGAGAAACAAUGGCUACCAACAUCAGCCUGAACAUCAAGCAUUUGCUCAGUUGUUACAAGCUCCACAUGAUGAUGCAGAACUGAUAAUACGUGAGAGGUUUCCUGUCCCACGAUUGGUGGUGUGUGAUCAACAUGGUUGUCAGGUAAGAUUCUUAUUGGCUAAGUUGAAUCCAUCAGCAACAUAUAACAAUAAAGUGGCUACAGCUGGAAUGGAUGUCAUCUUUAUUGAUGAUGUCAGCCUUCAAGUCUUCUUUGAGUAUUUACAGAGGCUUACUGUUCAAACUUCUUGA